Cokeromyces recurvatus is the source of this 598-nucleotide messenger RNA. RefSeq lists its product as uncharacterized. The transcript has a single exon. Lineage: Eukaryota; Fungi; Mucoromycota; Mucoromycetes; Mucorales; Mucoraceae. Bases 25 to 468 code for a protein of 147 amino acids. The record is from RefSeq and is a predicted model, not a curated record.
UUUUUUUUCACAUAUCUAUUUAAAAUGACUCUAUUAUCUGUGUCUCCUAUUAAUUCAUGUCUUGUACAAGCUUCUCAUAAAAGAAAAAGGAUACAUGGAUUACAUGUUCGCUUUUGUACGCAGCCCCAAGACAUUAUAUACACUUAUUCUCAAACAGAUUAUGACAGGAGCGGGCUAUAUUCAAAUAUUGAUGAACAAGACAGGAAGGAAAAGUUUACUCGAGCAAUCUCUAUUUUUUGUGAACAAGAAAUUCUUUUCCAAAUGAUGACCAGUCAAAAACAGCAGCCAAUAAUAAAGAAUAUAAAAAAGUCGAAUAAAAUCAGGCCUAACUUGGUUAUAAAUACAAAUAAUCUACAAGAUCCUCUUUAUUUUACAAACUUGACAACUGAUUAUCAGAAGCAUACACAGUCAUAUUAUCGUUCAAAAGUUAAUGAUUUAGAAGAAGAGAUAGGUGUGAUAACAAGAUAAAAAUAACCUUUCAACUGAUUUAUAUUUAAAAAAAAAGGUUAUUCUGUCCAUUGUAAAUAACUAAAUGUGCUCGAUUUUCUUUAGCUAUUUUUUCAUAUAUGUAUUGACUUCUUUUAUAUGUAUAACAAAG